CAUUAGCGAAAGAUAAGCCUUCCUGAUCGGAAUAAGAGGGGAGGAAGUUAGCAAUGUUUCAACCCGUGCAAUUCGUGCACAGUUCCGUUAGUGAAUUUCGAUCUAUCGAGUAAAACGGAACUUCAGUACAGAACGAGAAAACUUUCAAGGGCCUAGGCGGCAAAGCUAUACUGUGUGAAAUUGUGUUGUUGAUGAAAAUGAAGUGUAUUCUAACUUAUUCAUUGGUGCUACUGUUCAGUGGUCUGCAUUUUAUGAUCGUGCAAAGUAGUCCUGUAAGAUUUGUCGAUUCUGAUGACGAUCUGGAUGAAGCUAUCGUUCGUGGAGCUGUUCACAUAGGACGUGAAAUCGGUGGAAUCUUUUUUGGUCGCCCAUCUCGACGAAAACCCAUGAGAACAACAACUACUACAAGACGUCCUGAGAAUACAGAUCAAAUUUAUUUUCCAAGCGGAAAUGGAGGAUCUUCAGUGUCGGCAGCCGGUGCUGGGGCCCACACAGUUCAGCAGCAUGGUCAGUCGGGAGCAAGUGGCGCGGCGGCAAAUGCUCAAUCUGUCACGGUGACCGGUGGUGGUCAGCCAGGAUUCGGAGGGUCUGCUGCGGGCGCUAAUGCAAAUUCAUUGACGACGACACACGGUGGCGGCAACAGCGGCCAUAAUGGAUUUUAUGGAGGCGCGUCUGGAGCUGCUGCCAACUCGCAAAGUUUCAAUGGAGGAUUCCCAGGGGCUAGCAUAUCUGCUUCUGGUGCCAAUGCCAACUCUGUAAAUUCAGCGAAUGGUAAUGGAGUAGGUUCAGCCUCGGCAGCAAAUGCUCAAUCGACUAGCUUUAAUUCCAAAUAUCCCGGAUUCAGCUUUACUGGUUCAAGCUCCAAUGCCAACUCGCAAAGUCACGGCUACGGAUCAUCGAUUGGCUCUGGUGCUGGCGCGGGAGCAGGAAACAGCAAUGGUAUUGCAGGAGGAUCCGCAGCAGCGGCUAAUGCUCAGACAGCUAACAUAAAUUCCGGCGGAAACGGCUUCGGCGUAUCCGCAUCAAAUGCCAAUGCUAACUCCAUAAGUCAACAGAUUGGGGGAUUCGGUUCGUCUAGUUCCAACGCGAAUGCCAAUAGCUUCACCCAUGGGUUUGGGUCGAAUGGUUUCGGCAGCAGUGCAGCGAAUGCUCAGUCCAAUGCGUUUCAAAGCAGCGGUCCGCUAGGUUCAUUUGGAGCUUCGAAUUCGGCUUCUCAAUCGCAUGGAUUCACAGUUGGAUCUGGAGGUAUUUCGGGAUCAGCGGCUCUUUCCGGCAGCCAGACUUAUAGAGUUCCCUACCACAAGGACAUAACGCUUUCAUAUUCGACUGGAUUUUCUACAGCAGCGAAAGAAGACGGCAACAAUUCAUUUGCAAAUGGGAAUUCUUUUACGAUCAAUUGAAUAAAGGUGAUUUUGACGUGAC
This is a messenger RNA of Armigeres subalbatus, 1422 nucleotides long. Its product is annotated as glycine, alanine and asparagine-rich protein-like. The record is from RefSeq and is a predicted model, not a curated record. NCBI's taxonomy places the organism in Eukaryota, Metazoa, Arthropoda, Insecta, Diptera, Culicidae. The coding region runs from base 192 to 1400 and encodes 402 amino acids. The transcript has 7 exons.